Penicillium malachiteum is the source of this 1137-nucleotide messenger RNA. RefSeq lists its product as uncharacterized. Lineage: Eukaryota; Fungi; Ascomycota; Eurotiomycetes; Eurotiales; Aspergillaceae. The transcript has 5 exons. The coding region runs from base 1 to 1137 and encodes 378 amino acids. The record is from RefSeq and is a predicted model, not a curated record.
AUGCUUGUCAAUCAAUUUUUGUUGUCGGUCUUACUACCGAUCACUAAUUCUGUUGAAGUUGCAGCUAUCGCUCAUGAUUCAGGUGUCUCCGGGCCCUCACUGGAACUGAUUCAUGAAUACUAUGACCAGUGGCCCACAGGCGUCGCUGUCUCAUCAACUGGCCGUAUCUUUUCAUGCUAUCCCCUUGGAUUGGACUCCAGCAAUACCAAAUACAAAGUUGCGGAGCUGAUCAUCCGCACCGCCGAGACACCUUAUCCCUCUACUAAGAUCAACUCUCCACCAGGAGGGCCAUAUAACUAUUCUACAACUCCGGCAUUCAUUAGCGUGCAGAGCAUAUAUAUCGACGCGAAGGACAGACUGUGGAUUCUUGAUACCGGCCGUGCCCAAACAGCAGAUGGCGAUCUGCUGCCAUCUAGUUAUGGCGGGCCAAAAAUCGUGGGAAUCAAUAUCACCACGAACGAAGGAUUUCAGACAAUUCUCUUCCCACAAGAUGUGGCAUACCCAGAAUCGUCCGGGCAAGGCGUUGCCUACUUGACAGAUUCAAGCUUCACGUACAACAAUGGUAUCGUGGUCGUGGAUCUCGGAACCGAGGAAUCAUGGCGUCACCUCGAUACCCUAGCUUGGCUUACUAUCUGGGCCGAUUCAGUGCAGACACAAUUAACUGGUGUCGACGGGAUCACUGUCUCCGCUGAUGGCGAAACACUGUACUUCGGCGUUGUGAGUGGGCGGUACAUCUACUCCGUACCGACUGUCCGUCUGCGCGAUCAUACAUCCACAAAUGCGGCUAUGAAGGCAACAGCAGCUGUGAAUCGUUUGGUUCAAAAAGGCGUGAGUGAUGGGUAUGAGGUCGACUCGAAUGGGUACAUCUAUUUGGGUAGCUUUGAGAGUAACGCGAUCAAUGUUUUCUUUCCUGAUAACCUGACCGUGUCGACUUUUGUACGGGAUCCACGCAUUGGAUGGAUGGAUACAUUGAGUGCUGUCAAAUUGUCGAGUAAUGAGACUGGCUCGGGAGCCACGAAGGGGUAUCUGUAUUUUACUGAGAAUCAGUUGUGGCGGUCGACUCGUCAGAAGCCGUAUGGGUUGUUUCGUGUUCCGUUGCCAGAUGGAGGACAGAAGGUUACCCUGGGUACGAGCUAA